This is a messenger RNA of Colletotrichum godetiae, 1773 nucleotides long. Its product is annotated as FAD dependent oxidoreductase-domain-containing protein. The transcript has 3 exons. The record is from RefSeq and is a predicted model, not a curated record. Gene Ontology annotation, cellular component: cytoplasm. Gene Ontology annotation, molecular function: oxidoreductase activity. NCBI's taxonomy places the organism in Eukaryota, Fungi, Ascomycota, Sordariomycetes, Glomerellales, Glomerellaceae. Bases 185 to 1723 code for a protein of 512 amino acids.
UAUGGAUACGAUGAAAUGCUUUGGUUGGGACUCGAUGCCGAGGUCAAGGUGGGCAAAGGUCAGACUCUUAGAUCUCAUGAUCCGUGUUCACCACCACCUCAUGCAAAAAGCUUUAGAUUAUUGCCCAACAUCCCUGCUUACCAAAUAACCAACAACUUAGUUCGAAUCUCACCAAACAUCCAAGAUGGGGAUUGAUGAAGAGUUGUCCUCCUACCUCAAUCCCGACAUAGCCAGGUUUCUCCAAAACGUCUCCAAAGCCAUCUCCCAAGACCCAGGCCUACCCCGACCAAACCCAACAACAUCAUCGUGGCAGGUCCCAGAGCACCCCUUCGGAUCAAUUCAGUCCCCUACCCUCCCCAAACAAACCGAUUUCGUCGUCAUCGGGUCCGGUAUCACUGGCUGCAGCGUCACCAAGACGCUCCUCGAACACGGUGCAUCACGCAACUCCCACGUCACUAUCCUCGAAGCCCGGACACUCGUCAGUGGUGCCACGGGCCGGAAUGGUGGGCAUCUAGUGACUGCUUCGGGGCAUACGUACGGACCGUUAGCGGCGCAGCAUGGUGACGAGGCUGCAAAGCAGAUUACCCGCUUCUCCAUUCUCAACGUUGACCGAAUCAUGGAGAUGGUCAUGGCUAUGGACGCAGAGGCUCAGGAACGGUGUCAGAUUCGUGAUGUUCUCAAGGUUAUGGCCGUCGGGGACGAGGAGACGUGGACUGCUGCCAAGAGAUCGGUUCUUGAAUUCCAGAGGGCGGUGCCGGAGCACAGUGAAUAUCACCGCAUUAUUGAGAGUGACGAUGUCCCAGAAAGAUGGAACAUCAAAGGUGCUUACGGCGCCGUGGAGCACGACGCCGGCGCCGUCUGGCCAUACCGACUCAUCAUGGGAAUCUACGAAGCUCUCCUGAAACAAGACCGGACCCGGCUCGCAAUCGAAGCAAACACGCCAGUUCUGCAGGUCCAAUUUUUGCCAUCCAGAAACCCAGGCCAUCCCUAUCUCAUCACGACUCCAAGAGGUACCAUCCGCGCCAGAAAAGUCAUACACUGUACUAACGGUCACGCAUCACAUCUCCUCCCACAACUAGCAGGCCGCAUCUAUCCCUUCCGCGGCACAAUGUCCGUCCAGAAACCCGGCCCAAAUUUAAAGAACUUAGGCGCUUCGCGCUCGUGGAGCCUGUCCCACAAGCCGACGCUGGAUGCCCGGAGCGGUCUCUAUGUGACGGGUCUCUACUACCUACAGCAGAAUCCCCUAACAGGAAGGAUCUGGAUCGGGAAUGAGACAGCAAACAUGAAGGAUAUCUUGACGUCAGACGAUACCUACGUCCCGAAAGAGGCGAGAGACGCUCUGUCUACGGUGCUGCCGAAGCUAUUUCUCGAUGGGUGGGCGCCUGAGGUGAAGACGUCCGAGGUGGAGGCAAUUUGGUCUGGGAUCCAAGGACACACGGCUGAUGGUCUCCCGAUUGUGGGCCGGAUCCCCGACUCGAUAACGGGAGACGCCGGUGGCGGACAGUGGAUCGCUGCAGGUUUCAAUGGGUAUGGGAUGGACAAGUGCUGGCUGACGGGCGAGGCCUUAGUCAGGAUGAUGUUUCGUGAAGACGUCAGUGACUGGUUCCCGCGAGCCUAUGUCGUCACAGAGAAGCGAUUGCGAGAGAAGCUCACGGCGGAUGAGACGUUGCUCAAGUUUGCGAAGCUCGCGAAUCCUCAAGGGGUGAAGCUGUCUAAGCUUUGAGCAUGUUCUGACUUGUCGAUCUGAAGGAUGGAUAGAAGAUGGUUCCAAUA